This is a messenger RNA of Musca vetustissima, 712 nucleotides long. Its product is annotated as transmembrane protein 179. The transcript is spliced from 3 exons. Bases 1 to 702 code for a protein of 233 amino acids. The record is from RefSeq and is a predicted model, not a curated record. NCBI's taxonomy places the organism in Eukaryota, Metazoa, Arthropoda, Insecta, Diptera, Muscidae.
AUGGCUCUUGCCAAUGUCUUAUUGUUAAGUCAAAUAACAGGGCAUGUAAUUAUACUAAUUUUGUCCCUUUGUGUUGUUGUGCCACUGAGCUUUAAUAUACAUGACUUUUGUGGCCAUUGUUUACUUUUCACCACUGGCAAAUGGCGUGAGGAGGAUGGCAUGUUCGAUCCCAAAUGGGCAUCAUCGGACUUUUGUAAUUUCCCAUUGGUCACAGGCAUUUUCAUGUUUAUCAUCUCGUCAGUACAAAUUUAUCGUUAUGCCCGCAUGAAGGAUGAAGAAUCGUUUUUGGCAUUAUUUGUUGAUGUUGUUCUGGGUAUUUGGAUGUUGGCCAUGUCCAUUAUUUCUUCGAUAAUGAUAACAUUGGGUUUCAUUGUCUGGUGCGAUGGUAUGACUGAACGUUUUCCGACAUGUGAGAUUACGGCCGGACAAAAUAUUAUUCACGCCAAUACGGAUAAUAUUGAUAAUUCUGGAUUUUACAUUGAAAUGGGAACAGCACAGUUUGGUGCCUGGGGUGCAUUUGCCAUAAAUGUGGGCAUUGGUGUCAUUGCCCUCUUAAAACUGAUAAAUAAUCAUCAAGUGCGCAAUAUAAAAGUAUCCAUGUACUUGGAAAGACAACGUUUGGUAAAUCAACAUCAAGUACAGCAAGAUGGUCGUUCUACGCCACCGGUAAUGUCAUCUAGUGAUUCCGAACAACCAAAAUAGUUGAGCUAUU